ACUUGGGCAAAGAAAUCUCAGAACAUUGUGGUCGUGAGCGGUGACAAUAAACCAAAAUAAAAAUAAAUCACAAACCCUACGAAUUAACACCACCACUCUGCCGUGUCCCUGCAUAUUCCCUCACCGUGCCAGUAUGCUACAAUUUCUUGAGUGAGAGUGUCCUAACCCUCCGGCGAAUUUGUAUGCUUCAAACGCCUCAGUCUUUCACUCAGUCAUAUAUAUAUACACACACAUAUACACGCACGCAUAUAUAAUUUAUAUAUUACUUGAAUCGACAAAUUUUCGAUCUCAAUUGUCUCUUAGAACUACUAUCUUCGAUCUCUCUCUUCCCCACUUUUGGAAAAAAUAUAUUGAUUUCCAAUGGUGGGAAGCAUGGAUGCGAUUUCCAGGGAAAGAGUUGCCAGUCUCAUCAACUCGGUCAAGUUUUCCAUGGACAUACCGUCGAAGCUUCAACCCUUGCGCCAAUUGAAGGACGAGUUGUUGGAAUCGGACUACGCCUUUCUCUCCGAGUUUCUCUCUCCCCUUCUUCAUCUUCACACCGAUCGCUUCAGUCCAGUUCGCAAGUUCGUCACAGAGAUAAUUGGCGAUAUUGGGUUGAAGCAUGUGGAAUUUUUACCUGAAAUUCUACCUGUUUUGGUAAUUGUUUUAAAAGAUGGUACUCCGGCUGUUGCUCGACAAGCCAUCACUUGCGGAAUUGAUAUAUUUCGUUGUACCCUUGUAAAAGUUGCAAUCCAGGGUUUGUACUCUAGUGACUUGGAUGAUUCACUUGAAUCAUCAUGGGAAUGGGUGCUAAAGUUUAGGGAUGAAAUAUACUCAAUAGCAUUUCAGCCAACAAGCGAUGGGAGAAGGUUGCUAGCGCUGAAGUUCAUUGAAGCAAUUAUUCUUCUUUAUACACCUGAUCCUUGUGGCUCUUCAGAGCCACCUUCUCACCAGGCUUCUGAAGGACUCUCUAUGGAAUUUAACAUCUCAUGGCUUCGUGGAGGUCAUCCUGUACUGAAUGUUGGAGAUUUGUCAAUUGAAGCGAGUCAGAAUUUGGGGCUAUUGCUAGAUCAGCUCAGGUUCCCAGUGGUGAAAUCUCUCAGUAGUUCCAUGAUCAUUGUACUUAUCAAUAGUCUUUCAGCAAUUGCAACGAAAAGACCUGCUUUUUAUGGGCGUAUAUUACCGGUUUUACUUGGUUUGGACUACUCAAGCUAUGUGAGCAAAGGGGUGCACGUUUCUGGGCCGUAUCAUGCUUUAAAGAAUGCAUUCCUCUCCUGCUUGAAAUGUACACACCUGGGUGCUGUGCCGUGGCGAGAUCGUUUAGUUGGUGCACUGAGAGAAAUGAAAGCCGAAGGGUUGGCAGAAGUGGCCCUUAGCCAAGUUUGCCAGAUCAAUGGAAGUGUAGAGGGGAAGGACAUUUCACUAAUUUCCGAGGAAGAGAAGUCUUCAUUUAAAGAAUGUGAUACUGUACAGAUUGGUAGUGUGAGGAAAAGAGCUGGAGGACAGGACAUUAGUGACUUGAUUGAAGAUAAGGAUGUGACUGGAAAACGUGUCAGAACAACACCUAUUGUCUCGGAGGGAUCAACUCAAGAGUUUAGUAGGGAUCAGGAUGGCAUUACUUCAAGUGGACCAACAACAUCAAGAGAAGUUGAAGAUAAUGGACCUGUACAGCAACUUGUUGCUAUGUUUGGUGCAUUGGUUGCUCAGGGUGAAAAAGCUAUUGGAUCGUUGGAGAUUCUUAUUUCUAGCAUCUCUUCUGACUUGUUAGCUGAAGUAGUGAUGGCUAAUAUGCGCCACUUCCCUCUUAAUCGCCCUAAAGCUGAAGGAGAUGAAGAACCACAGCUGAACCAGGGUUGUAGUCCAAACAUAGUUGGCAGUGAUUCCCAGUUCAAAUAUGUGUCAUCAUUUUUGACAGACAUGUUUGCACCAUCCAGAGGUUUCCCACCGAUGGAUUCUGUGUUAGAUGCUCAACAAUCUGCAUUCAGUGAUAUUGAAAAUCCUCAAGAGGAGGAGGAACAUCCUGUAGUGAGUCUGGCUGGCACUGAUGUGGUAUCUGCCGGCAUAAAUCAUGGAACUGAAAAGGCAACUACAGGUGUACCAGUUUCAUCUCAAGAUGUUCCCUCCGUAAUAGAGAACAGUUAUUCAGCUAUUCCAUCUGAAGUCCUUGACGAUGGCAAUCUAGCCAGUGAGAUACCUGGUUUGGAUUCAGCUACUCGCAGUGAUGGAUUGCCAGAAACAUUGGUUGCUUCAUCUUUUGCUUCCACUGAUGAAGAAGAUGCCAGUCAAGAGCAAGUUACUAAUAUAGGCAGGUCAUCACUAGAAUUACUUCCGUCAGUGUCAACUGAGUUACUUCCAUCUGUAUCAACUGACAGGUCAGAGGAGCUUAGCUCAAAAGCUGCUGUUACAGAUGCAAACAGCAUUAACUCCUCAACAGCAACUUCUGUUGGGUUGUCUACUCAAUUUGUCCUGCCCAAGAUGUCAGCACCUGUUAUCAACCUCGAUGAUGAACAGAAGGAUAAUCUUCAACUCUUCGCUUUCAACCGCAUCAUUGAGGCUUAUAAGCAAAUAGCAGUUUCUGGAGGUUCAAAUGUCCGCUCUUCUACACUUGCCUAUUUAGGAGUUGAGUUUCCCUUGGAGUUAGACCCAUGGAAAUUACUACAAAAGCAUAUAUUGUCGGAUUAUGUGAGUCACGAGGGCCACGAGUUGACAUUGCGUGUCCUCUACAGGUUAUUUGGCGAGGCAGAAGAACGUGAUUUCUUUUCUUCAAGGACUGCUACAUCUGUAUAUGAAAUGUUUCUUCUAACCGUGGCAGAAACACUUCGAGAUUCUUUUCCAGCUUCUGACAAAUCUUUAAGUAGAUUGCUCUCUGAAGUUCCAUAUCUGCCAAAGUCAAUUUUAAAAUUGUUAGAGUGCCUAUGUUGUCCUGGAAACAGUGAUAAAGAUGAGAAGGAAUUACACAGUGGAGAUCGAGUUACUCAAGGUCUCAGCAUGGUGUGGAGCCUGAUACUGUUGAGGCCUUCCAUUCGAAAUGUCUGCUUAAAAAUUGCUUUGCAGAGUGCAGUUCAUCACUUGGAGGAAGUGCGUAUGAAGGCAAUACGUCUGGUGGCAAACAAGCUUUAUCCUUUAUCUUCGAUUACUGAACAAAUAGAAGAUUUUGCAAAGGAAAUGCUGCACUCUGUAAUAAACAGUGAUCAUUCUCUUAACAGAACUGAUACUGAUGGAUCUAGUACUGAAUUGCAAAAGGAUCCAGAUUUGGAAAAACCUUCAAAUGAAAAUCCAUCAGUGAGUGCCAUCGCCAAAGAUAUUUCAGCUGAUACUCAUCCACCAAGCACAUCUGAAAGCAUAUCAUCCUCAUUGUCUGAGGCACAGCGGUGCAUGUCACUAUAUUUUGCCCUAUGUACAAAGAAGCACACCCUUUUCCGCCAAAUAUUUCUUAUAUAUAAAAGCACAUCAAAUUCAGUAAAGCAGGCAGUUCAUGGUCAGAUCCCAAUACUAGUUCGUACCAUUGGUACAUCGUCCGAACUUCUUGGAAUUAUUUCAGACCCACCAACUGGAAGUGAGAACCUUCUGAUGCAGGUUUUGCAGACACUGACAGAUGGGACUAUUCCUUCUGCUGAACUAAUAUUUACUAUUAGAAAGUUAUAUGAUACAAAACUAAAGGACGUAGAAAUUCUAAUUCCAAUAUUGUCAUUCCUCCCAAAAGACGAGAUUUUACUGAUCUUUCCACAUCUUGUAAACCUUCCAUCAGACAAGUUCCAAGCUGCACUUACUCGUGCUUUACAGGGAUCAACUCAUUCUGGUCCAGUGCUCACUCCCACUGAAGUACUAAUUGCCAUCCAUGGGAUUGACCCUGACAGAGAUGGAAUCCCCCUAAAGAAGGUUACGGAUGCAUGUAAUGCUUGUUUUGAACAACGGCAAAUAUUCACCCAACAAGUUCUAGCGAAGGUCUUGAAUCAACUGGUUGAGCAGAUUCCUCUUCCUUUACUGUUCAUGCGUACAGUAUUACAGGCUAUAGGAGCUUUUCCAGCCCUGGUGGACUUCAUAAUGGAGAUUCUCUCUCGGCUUGUUAGCAAGCAGAUAUGGAAAUACCCAAAGUUGUGGGUAGGAUUCUUGAAGUGUGUUCUCUUAACGAAGCCUCAGUCUUUCAGUGUGUUGCUUCAGUUGCCUCCAGCACAGCUUGAAAAUGCAUUGAACAGAACAGCAGCACUGAAGGCUCCUUUAAUUGCUCAUGCUAACCAGCCAAACAUACGAUCUUCUCUUCCAAGGUCUGUGUUGGUGGUUCUUGGAAUUGUGUUGGAUUCUCAGAGUUCAAGUCAGGCACAAGCAACUCAGACUCAGACGCAAACAUCUCAGACACAGACGCAAACAACUCAGACACACACACAAACUCAAACAGGAGACACGGGCAAUUCAGAUAAGGAGGCGGCAACCAAAGAAUCAUCUACUGCCAGCUAAGUUGAGGAGUUGAGAUGCAUCUGCUUGCUUGAUGAAUACACACUUCCAAAUUGAAAUUGCUGAGCCAGCUGAAGGGCUUUGUUGCUGAGCAUUUGGCUCAGCUACGCUCCAAACAGAGAGUUUCCCCCACAAUGCAUCACUUAGAUGACGGGGUGUAAGAAAAGAAGCCACCUGUUGUACAACUGGCAUGAGGGAAUAAUCCUGCCCUUAUUAAAAGUUGCUGCUCAUUCUGGGAAUACACCAACUGGAGUAGUUCAGCAGGAGUCUCACAGUUACUAGAAUUUUGUAACAUGAUGGUUGGAGUUUUUGCUACUAGUACAUGUGCUGUGUAACUUAUAAUAUAUAGGAUCGGUUCUGUUGUAUUGUACAGUUUAAUGAGAAAAGCAAUAAUAACGGCGACAGCCUAGCUAGAAUUUGCUGAUCCUUUAUGCAUAA
This is a messenger RNA of Cornus florida, 4869 nucleotides long. RefSeq lists its product as uncharacterized. NCBI's taxonomy places the organism in Eukaryota, Viridiplantae, Streptophyta, Magnoliopsida, Cornales, Cornaceae. The coding region runs from base 361 to 4434 and encodes 1357 amino acids. The record is from RefSeq and is a predicted model, not a curated record. The transcript is spliced from 28 exons.